Molecule: messenger RNA, 513 nt
Organism: Mesorhabditis spiculigera
Lineage: Eukaryota; Metazoa; Nematoda; Chromadorea; Rhabditida; Rhabditidae
Source: the annotation of a GenBank genome assembly
AUGGAGGUGGAGAAGCUGGAGAAUGAGAAAGAUACGCUCGAGAGGAAGCUGCAAGAGCUGAAGGACGAGCUGGCUCAGGUCGGCCGCGGCCAAGACCGCAAGGACAGCGACCUCGCCGAACUGCAGCGCAAGCACCAGGCCGAGAUCGACAAGCUCAAGCAGGAGAUAGCCGCCCUCCAGGACAAGCACCUCUCCGACCUCGAUGACGAGAAGGAACAGUACACAAAGAUGACGAAGAUGAGGGACGAACUGAACAAGACCUCGGAGAAGCUCAUCGCCUCCGAGACGAACAGGGCAAACUUGAAGAACGAGCUGGACAAGAUCCAGACCGACUUGAAGUUCGGCCGCUCCAUCGACACCCCCGGACCGAGAGACCCAUCCCUAGUCGAAAUCCCGAAAGCGGAAGAUGACGCCAGCAAGGAAAUCCACGUCCCCUCGGAGCUGAAGUACGAUGAUGGCCAGUCGAGCAUGACCAGCUCGCACUACUCAACCCUGGGCCGAGACCAUGGACUU